This is a messenger RNA of Marasmius oreades (fairy-ring Marasmius), 1668 nucleotides long. RefSeq lists its product as uncharacterized. Lineage: Eukaryota; Fungi; Basidiomycota; Agaricomycetes; Agaricales; Marasmiaceae. Gene Ontology annotation, molecular function: FAD binding. The transcript has 11 exons. The record is from RefSeq and is a predicted model, not a curated record. Bases 1 to 1668 code for a protein of 555 amino acids.
AUGAACCAUAACAAACAGCCACCUGUCCUAAUCGCCGGUGCAGGACCUACAGGUCUUUCACUUGCUCUUACACUGCUCACGAACGGUGUUCCUGUUCGGAUUAUUCGGAAAGAAUCCACUUUCGCUGUCGGGAGUCGCGGUUCUGGAGUUCAACCUCGAACCCAAGAACUCCUCAAGUUAUUCAACAUUUGGGAUGACAUGGAAAAUCAUGCCAUUCGUGCUUAUCUUCUCGAGUUUCAUUCCUCCCCACAAGGCCCGCAGCCCCUUCGGACCACGGAAUUAUCCGCAGAAAUCGACCCUAAGCCGGAAUACUACCGGAUCAACGCACGUGGUCUAGACCAAGACGUUCAAGAAGAAAUCUACCGUGCCCACCUCAAAGAUCGAUUCAGCGUGGAAGUAGAGCUGGGGACGGAAUUCCGCGCGCUCGAGCAGCAUUCCGAUUACGUCGUAGCGCAUCUGGUUAAACACACUUCCGAUGACAGAGAAGUGUCAGAAGAGGCUCGUUUCUCUUGGUUAAUUGGUGCUGACGGUGGGAGGAGUCAAGUUCGUAAGGAACUAGGACUUCAGUUUGCAGGGCAGACGGAGGAUCAGGGGCUGGCGGUCAUAGGGGAUAUCCAAGUCCUGAAGGGAUUCAGUAGGAACUGGAAUAGAUGGGGGAAUCCUGAAGACAGGUUGGCCAGUCUUCGUCCUGCGUCAGUCGGCGGUAGCCGUGCGACCUUCAUGAUUGGUGGUAAAAAUGUGGAUACAUCCAAAGUAUCGGCAAGUGAAGAAGAAUUCAUCAAGGCCUUUCAUGAUGUUACGGGUAGAACUGAUAUUGAGUUUGGCAAUCUGAUAUGGAUGGGGACUUGGAGGUUGAACGUUCGGAUGACUGACAAGUUUAGAGAAGGAAGGGUGUUUAUUGCUGGAGAUGCCGCUCAUACGCACAGUCCAACUGGAGGUCAGGGAAUGAACUCCAGUGUGCAAGACUCUAUCAACCUCGGCUGGAAAUUAGCACUCGUGCAGAGAGGCCUUGCUCCAGUCAGCCUAUUAGAUACCUAUACCCAAGAACGACUUCCAGUUAUUGCAUCAAUGCUUGAUAAAACCACAGAGCUAUUCCGGAAGACCUUCGAAUUGUCCCACGUGGGAGAUCAAAGCGGAUGGCACAGAGGUUUCGACCUUCGCAUGUUUGGCGUCAACUAUCGGGGUAGCCCUAUCAUAGUUGAUGAGAGGUACACCGAGUCGAAAGAGCUGGCAGAUCCUUAUCGCGCUGGACAUGACGCUACAGUACAAGGUGGAGAUCGAGCGCCAGAAGCACCUGGACUUGUGGAGGACGGAAAUAUGAAUAUGACGACCAGUUUAUACGAAGUGUUCAAACCCAUGGCACAUACGGUCUUGAUUUUCGACGGCCACAAGCACGAUCCUACGCCAGUAAUCGAACAUUUGCUCAAAUACCCGGAAGGCCUCAUACAGAGUGUUGUCAUUCACCCUAAUUCUUCUUCUCCGCUUCCAGGUGCAAAAGCGGCAAGUCGUGUUUUGGAGGAUAGCAACGGGUUCGCGUAUAAGCAUUACAAGAUUGAGGAGGACGUGAAACGGGUUGUGGUUGUGAGACCAGAUGGCUAUGUCGGUGCUUUGAUAGAGGGCGUGGAAGGUUUAACGAAGUAUUUCUCGCGAAUUUUAGUAACGGUUUAG